UAAACAGUUUUUUUUUCUUCUAGCCAUCAGUUGGGGCUCAAGAGGCAGCGGGACUCAGGAGGCAGAAUGAAAAAUCAGGACUUUUUUGAAACGCCGUGGGACACGGGACAAAUUGCUAAAAAUCGGGACUGUCCCGCCAAAAGCGGGACGUCUGGUCACCUUAAAGACUCUUAGAGUACCUGCCUUGAUCUAGAAACUGUAAAGAACUGACAUUUCUAGAUUUUAAUGCCUUUAUUCUCUGUAUUACAGUUUACUAAACCAAUACCAAAAGAUUGAGAUUGAAACAGCGUAACUAUUGUCCCAAAUUGACUGAAACUGAACUACUUUGGAGGCCUUUCAGUUUACAGCAGAAGACAACUAUGACUUUUUCACCUAUUGUACUCAUUGUCUGGUUUCUUCAUCUGACUAGAUUGCAAGGUGCUGCUGACCCAGAAGUAGGUUGUAAGAAGCCACUAAUCUCUACAAGAAUUGUUGGAGGCCAACCAGCUUCUGAAGGGUCAUGGCCAUGGCAAGCGGGCCUUUCAGUAUUCAACAUAACUUUUUGUGGUGGCACUCUCAUAGACAAGAAGUGGGUGCUGACGGCUGCUCAUUGCUUCAUCUGGCUCCCUGAAGGCUUUAACAAAAUUUUUGUGGGGUUAGGCGACCACCAACUCAUGAACCCUUCAAAUACCUCAGAGAAAUUUGCCAUCCAACAAAUUAUUAUUCAUCCUCAAUACACAGCUAAUGACACUAUGUAUGACAUCGCUUUGUUGGAGCUAAACGACACUGUGGAGUUCACCAAAUACAUCAUGCCUAUGUGUCUCCCAGAGUCUUCUGUGAAGUUCCCUGACAAUUCCAGCUGCUGGGUCACUGGAUGGGGAAGAACAGCAUCUAAGGUGGACCUGAAACCUCCCCAAACCCUUCAAGAAGUUGAAGUGUCUAUCAUCAAUACAGAUUUAUGCAACUCUUUAUACAACAUGCUCAAUGUUACAAUAUUGCCCCAUUCCCCUAUCAGGGCUGGUAUGAUCUGUGCGGGUAGCUUAAAAGGGGGUAAAGAUUCCUGUCAGGGUGAUUCUGGAGGACCUAUGGUUUGCCAAUGUGAUGGAAGUGAAAAUUGGCUGUUGACAGGAAUUGUGAGCUGGGGGUUAGGCUGCGGCAUAGCCGAUGUGCCUGGUGUCUACACUUCAGUAGCACAUUAUGCUGAUUGGAUCCAGCUGCACAUACCCCACAUAAAAUUUUCCGAGUGCCCACGUGAAAGUAAUAGUGUAGGACACAAUACCCCUCUUCUCGUGCUUUUUCUGAUAUCUGUCAAAUUGAUCUUCUUCUGAGAGACUUAGACGUUCCUCCUUCAGCUUACCUAUGUCCCCAGGUGAAAUCUUUUUUACACAAAAUGCUGCUGGUGCAGCUCUACAUAGAAAUCUAUACAUUCUCCAAACUGGAGGCAGAUCAGCAUUAAAAUUCUUUUUUUUUCCUUUUUAUGUUUUAUUUGUUUUAUUUAUAUAACAUUCAAUUUUCAUCAAAGUGUGUUGUCUGGGUACAGUUAUUUUUAAACAAUCAUAACACAUGUAUGGAUAAACUAAUCUUACUAUUAAGGAUAAAGAAGAAACUGAAUAUUUCUUAAUAUGGGACAUAUUUUAUCAAUGGCUAGACAACAGAAACAGAAGUUAGAAAGGAGAAGAUAUAAAAAGAAGGAAUGUUAAUGUGGAGAGUUGAUAAAGAAGAUAAUGUUAAGUAUUAUUGUUAUUAUAUUAUCAUAUUAUUAUAUUACCAAUAUUAUGGUGAUUAAUACCACAACAAUGUUGCUGAGCACAUUGUAAGCCGCCCUGAGUCUUCGGAGAAGGGCGACAUAUAAAUCAAAUUAAAAAAAAAAAGCAUUAAAGUUCUAAUUAGUGUUAAAUCAAUAAAAAUAUGAUUUAAUCAUGUGGCUUACCACAAGAAUGAAGAUAAGGCUGACCAUUCUUCAGGCUUUGGCUGGGAAUCAUGAUAAGAAUUGCGUACUACCAAAUCCAGAGGUAGCUUGAGAGGAGCUUUCCAAAAUCUUCAAAGGCCUCCUGCCAGUGAUAAACUGUCUUUUCCCUUUCCUCCUGGGAUUACUGACAAUGGUACUACUCUUCCUCCUCCUAAUAUCAUAUGGCAUGUUGUUGCUCUUCCUUCCCCACAAAAGAGUUUCCACUCUUCCCCACCAAAAUGUAUUUCCAACAUCACUUAACCUGACAACAAAGAUAACAACAAUAUUGGGCUGCCAGAAAGACUUGGUUCAAGGAACAUACUCUGUUUUCAAAUAAUCUCUGAGAUCACUAUGAAAAGACAUGUAUCUUUAAAACAGUGAAGAUGCUGCAAUGUCCACCUAAAGGGUGGAAUUUUUUCUCCAUGCUUUCUUUUCUUUGGCGCUCAGCUAUGCACUCCGUUCUGAUUUGAACCUUGUUUGGCAACACUGAUCUACAGCUAAGACUCCUAUCAAUAUAAAUUCAUAAAGGAAGAAGCUGUUUCUAGUUCGUGUCCUGAUUUUGGACAUCAUCUCAACGUCUGAUUGGCUGCAAAAGUGAGAACCUUUGAGGAACUGGGACACCAACCUGGCACUCACUGGAAGAAGAUUUUUGAAGUCUCCAGAAGGGUGCUUCCUUGCCUUGUUGAAGAGACCAAAGUGCAGAAUUGUUCUACCCCUGAACUAAAACGAAAAUCUCCAAGUCUUCUUUUACUAAGUGAUUUUUUUCAGGAAAGGAAUGACUUUGCUAUAGCUACUGCUGUCAGAAGCUACUGGAUUUAACUGGAAUCAAUUUAAUGUAAAAUUUGUAAUCUAUAAUUUUCUUUAAUUAUUGUACUUAAUUCCCAUCCCUUUCUUUCCUUCCUUUAACUUAUUUUAAUAGAUGAUUUUGUUUGUUACUACUACUGGAUAAUUUUCUUUAUAUAUUAGUUUAUGCUGCUCCUGGAACAAAAUAUGUCUAUCAUUGUAAAAUUUUACUCUGAUGUAUCAUAACAAUAAAAGCAAUGUUUACUAUUUGUAAACACCUUGAGACAUUUAAUUCAAAUGAUUAAAAGAUCUGUGGCCUUGA
Pantherophis guttatus is the source of this 3032-nucleotide messenger RNA. Its product is annotated as prostasin-like. Gene Ontology annotation, biological process: proteolysis. Gene Ontology annotation, molecular function: serine-type endopeptidase activity. The record is from RefSeq and is a predicted model, not a curated record. Lineage: Eukaryota; Metazoa; Chordata; Lepidosauria; Squamata; Colubridae.